AUGUCAAAUCUGGUGACCAGGUUGAUAAAACACAUCUUAUUUGUAUCGAUAUUAGCUGUUACCGGUGAUAAUGAUUCAUUUGUACACGAUGAAGAUGGCACGCUACUAUUCGACGGCUUUAAAGCUAAUGGUAAUCUGGUUGCAUUGGCAUCCAAUAACAUACCAGUACGUGGUGUUGCUCUUUUUAUUUUAGCCAUAUUGUUACAAUAACAAGUAUAAGAUUCUGGUAACUAGAAUUGACUCUAUAUUUCUUUCAAUUGGAAACGUAUCCAAGCCAAUAGUUAAAUCGACACAUGAAUAGAUUUCAUCUGGAAUUUGAUAUUUGUCCAGAAAUUCGAUGAAUUUUACGUUUUGUAUUUUGUACAUGGGUGUACGGAUGGAAUUUUGUUGAAAAUAGUUUUGAUGCGUGUUUGACCGUUGUCGUAAUUUGAAAUACAUCUGUACGAAUCUUAUUUACUUUUUUAAACGCUUGUUUCUUACACUAACUAACUACUAGUAACUACUAGAAUAAUAAAUCAUAUGGUCUGACUUUUAUUAAAAACAACCAAAGAUUUAACAGGAAGAGGUUGGAAAUGAGUAUUUAAUUCUACGAGUAAAGAUUAAAAAUAAUUUUAUAGUUAUUAGAUUUUAAUUUCUUAUUCAUUUUUCUGAAAGAAAGAAGCAGAUGUUUUUAAAUCAACAUUCUUAGUGUCGAAGCAAUUAUUCAAAAUAAACAAAAUGUAAUUGUUUGCAGCUGCUGCAGUAAGUAUGAGGACGUAGAUACAUCAGUCUAUAGAAAGAAAAAUUUUGCGUGUGAGGUUAUAUUAUAAGGCUACGUCAUUAAAUCUCAUUUAGGGAAGCAUCUAGAGAUCUGCGGUUUUCAACAUUCGAAAGAGAAUAAUAUUUCUAAUACAGAAAUGUCAAUAGCUGAUUGUUACCACCACAUACCAGACAUUUCUGAUAAUAUACAUUAGGACUUGCAUAAAUUAUAUGAUAACCGAUUUUUUCCGUGGUUAAAAUAUUUUUAAAGUACAGAUACAGACAUAGAACAUAUAGCGUACAGCAUUUAGAUAGAAAAAGUAAACGAAUUACUGUUAAUUACUAUUCAUCGACAUUACAUUGAUUAUUAAUUAAAUUAUAUUUUAAUACUCGAUUAAAUUGAUCAAGCACAUAUAAAUCAUAAUUACUAUCAAAUUUAAUUGCGUUUGGAAGCAUUAACCCAAGGAGAAAAAAAAUAUCGGCUAUCGGGCGAUCUAGCUAGCUAACUCAAUAUACUACCCGAUAUACCUAGCUAGCAAUUCGAAUUGGGUUAUUUACUAUCGGGCGAUAUAGCUAGCUAACACG
Molecule: messenger RNA, 1323 nt
Organism: Didymodactylos carnosus
Lineage: Eukaryota; Metazoa; Rotifera; Eurotatoria; Philodinida; Philodinidae
Source: the annotation of a GenBank genome assembly